Molecule: messenger RNA, 1410 nt
Organism: Prorocentrum cordatum
Lineage: Eukaryota; Dinophyceae; Prorocentrales; Prorocentraceae
Source: the annotation of a GenBank genome assembly
AUGCCGCCUCGCCUCGCUGUGGCCUCCCUGGGCAAGCCCGUGAGGGGCGCGUCCGCACCCGCGGGCCUGGCGCCGCCAGACGCCGCUGCCUCCGCGGCCGACCUCGGCCUGGGCGGCUCCGCCGAGGGCCACGCGCUCGGCCCCGAGGAGGCGGGCGGGUCCGAGUGCUCGCCGCAGAGCCCGUCGUCCGACUCGAGCGGCAAGCUCUUCCGGCAGGUGAGUUUCUCGCAGGUCAGCUUCUCGCAGGUCAUGCGGUCCUUCCUGUGGAGCAAGGGCCACAGGAACCUCCUGAUACGGGGCAUCACCUCCUUCCUCCAAGCUUCGGCCACGUGUGUGCUGGUGGAGCAAGGGAUCGACAUUCCUCACAAGCCUUUCGUGGUGGUGUGCCAGCUGACGGCCUCUGCGAGUCUGGUGUGGCAGUGGCGCACGGCCGAUCCCCGGAUGUUUGUCCUGCGUGGCGCUGCCAGCUGGGGCCAGGCCCUCCUAUUAGUCCAUUCGAUUCCGUGUGGCAAGCAUUGGAUAUGGGACCACUGCGACACCGAGGCUUGGUCCAGCGGUAUGCGCAAGUUUCGUAUCAUGCAGAUUUUCAACCUCGUGAAGAUGAUCUGCAAUGGGAUUUCCUUGUUCCUCCAGUUCUUCUAUCCUCACCGGAUGUUCGGAGGCCACGGGAACGAGCAGCUGUUCUACCGAGGUUGGAUUCAGUUCACCGGCAUCCCCAUAAACCUGACGAUCGGCAUCCUGAAGCUGCAAGGCGUCGAUUCCGUCCGGAAGCACGAGCUCGUUGAGAUUGUCAUCGAUUUCGUUCGCAUUCCGAUCAUUGCAGUGGCUUCUUGGUCACUGAUAGACCAGUGGUACCGCACAGGCAAAAACAACACCGGGCACCCCAUCAGCGACCUGUACGAGAGCAUGUCAAGAGCUGGCCAGACACCUCUGGUGGCGCUGCGGAUGGCGCGCAGGAAGCUGCGCCGGGCGCAUGCGCGGGCGCGGGAGAGGGCCGGGAAGCUGGCCUCCGCGGUCUCGCGCGACUCCCUCUCGUCGCAGGUCAGCGGCGCCACUAGCUGCGGCCAAGUGGUCGCCGUGGUCCCCGUGAAGCUGGCCUCCGCGCGCGACUCCGUCUCGUCGCAGGCCAGCGGCGCGACCGGCUGUGGCGGGCAGAUCGCCGCAGCAGACCCCGAGGGAGGCGAGUCUUGCAAGAGCCAGCCGGAGCCCGAGCCGGCGCUCGCGGGCGCGGGCGAGGCUGGGGAGAGCGGCAGCCCGGCCACGGGCGCGCCGAUCCCGGCCGACGCCCUGGUGGUGGACCUGCCGCGGGGUGCGCAGGCGCUGGCGCCCCGGCUAGAGGCCGAGGCGAAGGCCAGCCGCUGGCAGUGCUUCCGGGCGAGGGUCGCGUGCCACCUCGAGUGCUGGCUGUGA